AGAGAGCUCUCUACGCGUUUCUGUUUUUGUUUUGAUUUAAGAUCUGUUCCCAUCCCUGCUCCCUUUCGACUCGAGCACACAAACGCAAAAAGGGAAAUUCUACGUCUGGGAGCACUCCCUGCUUUCUAGCCAUGGUCCCCGGAAGCCCCCCCAACACCAGUCUGGGAUCGUUUUUCGCUGAUAUAUUUGUCUGCCGGAUUUGCGCCGGGGCAACACAAAAUGGGCCCCUCUCCGAAACAUCUGAAUCUGUGGGACGACAGUUGCGUAAGGGAGAAAGAGGAAGCGGAGCGCAGCGGACGUCUGCCGGUAUCUGCCGGCAGGGCACUGCAAAAGUCAGACAUUGCGAAAACAGGAACGGGAGAAAUUCCACACCACGCUCGUACGCACCCCGAAACAGGACGACAACGACGAGGACGUUGGUAUGCCAGCGCUUUGUUAUACUGGCAAAGCAUUCGGCACCAUCGGCGACCUGGCGAAAGGAAUUUGAUUGCUUUACUCCGCCGCGAGAAUUCGCACGACGAAUCCUCCUCGGGUCAGGCCCCCCAACGCUAUACAAUUGUCUACCUAGACAAAACAAUCAGAGAUGAUUGGCUUAAGAGAGAAAGAGUGAAGGAUAAAAAAGUAACAUAAAACAAG
Molecule: messenger RNA, 636 nt
Organism: Anopheles merus
Lineage: Eukaryota; Metazoa; Arthropoda; Insecta; Diptera; Culicidae
Exons: 2
Coding region: 220-630 (136 amino acids)
Source: RefSeq, a predicted model, not a curated record